This is a messenger RNA of Arthroderma uncinatum, 1767 nucleotides long. RefSeq lists its product as uncharacterized. The transcript is spliced from 3 exons. The coding region runs from base 1 to 1767 and encodes 588 amino acids. The record is from RefSeq and is a predicted model, not a curated record. Gene Ontology annotation, molecular function: FAD binding; oxidoreductase activity. Lineage: Eukaryota; Fungi; Ascomycota; Eurotiomycetes; Onygenales; Arthrodermataceae.
AUGCACCUGUCCAUGUACCUGUCUAUCGCUUCGUGCUUGGUCCUGGGACUCGCUUCCGGUGGGGCGAUUAGUGGAAACGUCGUCAAGAGGGCUGCAUCAUCAUGUCGCUAUCUGCCUGGCGAUGCGGAAUGGCCUACACGAGACGCAUGGGAUCGCCUGAACUCGACCGUGAGCGGUCGACUGCUCGCCACAGUCCCCAUCGCCCACGUGUGCCAUUCUCCUGAUUUCUCGCAAGCCGCCUGUAGCAAUAUCACGGAACGAUGGGAUUUGCCAGGCCUCAUGUCACCUGAACCCGCCGAGAUCUUGUCAAUAUGGUUUCAGAACCAAUCUUGCACUCCGUUUACCAAUAUUUCGACACCGUGUGAACUGGGCAACUAUGCCAGCUACUCCAUCAAUGUCAGCCACUCCGAUCAUAUUAUCGCGGGACUGGCCUUCGCGCAAGAGAAGAACAUCAGAGUGGUUAUUAAGAACACUGGCCAUGACUUUUUUGGCAAGAGUACAGGCAAAGGCGCACUCUCUCUCUGGACUCGCCAUCUCAAGUCCCAAGAAGUGAUUCUGAACUAUCAGUCAGCACUAUAUGCCGGCCCUGCCAUCAAGUUCGGAGCUGGCAUUACCGGCGGCGAGGCUGCCCAGUUUGCGGCGAAGCACGGCUAUCGUGUCGUGGUCGGGUCAUGCGCAACGGUGGGCUUGGUUGGAGGCUUCGCCCAAGGUGGAGGACAUUCGUUCUUGUCCGGGCUCUACGGAUUCGCCGCCGACAACGUAUUGGAGUGGGAAGUGGUGACAGCCGCGGGUGAGCACAUCAUCGCCACUCCGGAACAAAACACGGAUCUCUACUGGGCGCUUAGUGGUGGCGGUGGGGGCACCUACGGUGUUGUCAUCUCUAUGACAGCGCGAGUGUUCCCUGAUGGUAAAAUUGCUUUAGCCUCAUUGUCUUUUGAUUCGGUGACAGCUUCCGGACAAGACCGGUACUGGAAGUCAGUCCACGUCUUUCUUCAGCAGCUGCAGCCGCUCGUCGAUAACCACGGCAUUGUGGCCGAGUUUAUCAUCACAAAUGACACACUGACUCUCUUUGGCAUGAUGGCGCCAGGAUAUGGCCGCCAUGGUCUCACCACGCUCCUACGACCAAUGAUGCGGGCCCUCAAACGGACUGCACCUGGUAUCACAGAAGAGGCAGUGCGAUUCUCUACAUCCGACAGCAUGAGCUACUCUAAGCUAUAUUCCAAGACAGUGGAGCCUCUGACCAUGAAUGAAACGUUCCCCCCCGCCGUUGGAGGCCGCUUUGUCUCACGGGCCAACAUGGCGAGCAACACGUCCGCAAUUAUUGACAGUUUGCGGGCCACCACAUAUGGCGGGAAGUUCAUCGUUGCCGCCACGGCCCUGAACGUCAAUGGGUCAGGUCGCGAGGUCGCCCCAGUGGCAGACAACGCAGUAGAGCCUGCUUUCCAUAGAGCCUUCAUGAGUCUCAUUGUUUCUGCCGCUUGGACGCCAGGCCGGCCAUGGGCCGAGGCCAUCAUGCUACAAGACGAGCUGACCAACGUCAUCAUUCCCACGCUCGAAGCCGCCACCCCAGGGACGGGUGCGUAUAUCAACGAGGCGAACUGGCAGCAGCCGGAUUGGCAGAAUACCUUUUACGGAAACAACUACCAGAGUUUACGAGCUAUCAAAGCCAAGUAUGACCCGAAUCAUCUCUUUUACGGCCUGACUGCUGUCGGCAGUGAGGCUUGGGCUCCGGAUGCAAGUGGACGUCUUUGCAAAACCGGUCUGUAA